CAAACAGCGAGAUCAGUGAGUGUUUACAUGUAGCCGAGUUAGCUUUAGCUUCUGCUGAGCGGUAAGAUGAGCUAAAUUAAACUGUAAGGUCUGUGUUGGUGCACAGAAGUCAAAGGUCAACGGGUACCAGCCUUCAUCAUGGUCAAACAGCAGCGGAGGGCUGACAGGUGUGUCCUACCUGCAGCAGGUCACAGUGUGGCGCAGGUUCGAUUCCCAGUUGUCCCCGUACAGAGGAGACAGCCCUCACCUCACCAGGUGGCGGGCAGGAAGUGGUCGGGCUCAGUGACAGGAACUGACGGUCGGCAGUUCUGCAGCUCCAGCACCACAGAAGAAGAGAGAGGAGAUGCGCAUGGAGACCCAGGACCUGACGGAGGUUCAGGAGAGACGAAGAGGGCGAGACUGGACGGAGCUGAGGCGUCAGCUGCUCCGGUCCCAGGGUCAUGUGAUCAACCAGGAAGUGAGAGCUGCUCCACAGCAGACGGCGUUGCUCCUCCCCCCGACCAGCAGGAGUCAGCAGAGCACAGCGAGGACAGCAGAGCAGCCGAGCUGCAGAGUGUGGGGUCACUAAAGGUCACCAUCCAGCAGCGCAGUGAGAGCAGGGAAUUUGGACAGACGGACAGACAGACAGGUGGACUCCACUGUCACGUCUGUAACCUCACCUGCCGUUCUCUGCAGGUGUUUCAUGAACACAUGUCAGGAGCAGAGCACAUGAAGAAACUGCAAGAGAUCACACACUCCAUCUGCCUCAAUACACACACAUUCCAGGACAGGGGGCGUCGGCCUGACGCUCAGCGCUGGUGCGACACCUGUCAGACUCACUUCAGUGGUGAUGUCAUCAUCCACCGACGGAUGAAACAACACAAGAUGUGUAAACAGCUGUGUCGGCCCUUCUGCCCGGUGUGUAAACGUCACUUCAGGACUCCCAGGAAGUUUGUGGAGCACAUGAAGUCUCCAGAACACAAACAGCAGGUGCACCUGCAGGAGGCUCAGGAGGAGGAGCUGAUCACUGUGGACGCUGUCGGCUGCUUCGAGGAGGAGGAGGAGGAGGAGGAAGUAGAAGUAGCUGAUGAUGAGGAGGAAUGGGACGAUGAAGGGAAAGAGGGAACAGAGGAGAAAGUGUUGGAGGAAGUCGUUUUGUGGUUCCUGUGUCUGGGUUCCUGUGUCAACUCUGUAACAAGUUCUUCCACAGAGAGACCACAGCUCGACACACACACUGCAGGACACGCACACACUACCUCAACCUGCAGAGGAGAAACGCUGACUGUGAUGGAGGGACGAAGACAGAUGACACACCUGCUCCGACUUGACCUGCUCACACUAUCCCAGGAUGCAUCUGUGUAUCCAGGUGAUGGACUGAUGAUGAUGUCAUCCUGCUGUCUGAUCUACAUGAGGCACCAAACAUAUUUUUUUGUUCUCGAACAUGAACAUGACUGAUCAACAGCUGGAAAUGUAUUUAACUA
Molecule: messenger RNA, 1460 nt
Organism: Seriola dumerili (greater amberjack)
Lineage: Eukaryota; Metazoa; Chordata; Actinopteri; Carangiformes; Carangidae
Gene: ciz1b
Product: cip1-interacting zinc finger protein-like
Exons: 13
Coding region: 139-1434 (431 amino acids)
Cellular component (GO): nucleus
Molecular function (GO): zinc ion binding; nucleic acid binding
Source: RefSeq, a predicted model, not a curated record